Messenger RNA from Lachancea thermotolerans CBS 6340, 2301 nucleotides. RefSeq names its product AMP deaminase (gene AMD1). NCBI's taxonomy places the organism in Eukaryota, Fungi, Ascomycota, Saccharomycetes, Saccharomycetales, Saccharomycetaceae. The record is from RefSeq and is a predicted model, not a curated record. The transcript has a single exon. Gene Ontology annotation, molecular function: AMP deaminase activity. Gene Ontology annotation, biological process: AMP metabolic process; IMP salvage. Gene Ontology annotation, cellular component: cytosol. The coding region runs from base 1 to 2301 and encodes 766 amino acids.
AUGUUAGGUCGGAGCUUAGAGGACAUGUCGAACUUGUCGCUCGUGAAGGAAGUGUCUCACGAAAAUAGCAGUGAACCAUCGAGCGGCGCGGGCGAAAGCGAGGGCCAGGCUAGAAGGCUGGAUCUCGACAAGUUGAGCCUAGAGGAUGAAGAAGAUCCCGCAGCAGAGCCCACAAAUUUUUCGUUUCUUGAAGACAAGAAGCUGUACGAACAUGAUAGCAAGAGGGAGGCGUUAAACCACUUGCAGCAGGCUUCGCAGUCACCAAAGGGGGGAAGACGGCUGUCGGUCAGUGCACAAAUGGCGCUUCCAGAACCUCCAUCCCUGCAAUUCGCUCAGGACAACGACCGUCAUGUAUCCGCUCGCUACAAGAUGGGGAUGGUUCUUGGUGAAGAGCAGCAGUUUUCAGACGUGCUCUCGUCCGAGCUGGUGGACCUGUACUCCAAAGUUCAAGACUGCCGUAGACUCAGAGACAAGUACCAGAUACUGUCUCUUCAAAAGCACCCUCACCAGAACCCAAAGAAUUUGCCUUCCUGGAAGAUAUACCCAAGUCCUCCCAAACCAUCCUAUAGUGCGGAGACUAAGACCGUCAUAAAGGUUGAAAACAAGCCAGACUCUGAAGUUUUCGAUUUCUCGAAGAUUGAAAUCCCAGGAGAGGAUCCAGACUGGGACUUCCAGGCUAACAGCGACGAUGCUUACACCGUUGUGUCAAGCUCUGACCCUCAAAACGUUCUUGCCGAGGUUCCAACGCUACGCCAGUACUACAAGGAUCUGGAUACAAUGGUUACUAUCUCCUCUGACGGUCCUGCAAAGUCUUUUGCUUUCAGGAGAUUGCAGUAUUUGGAAGCGCGCUGGAAUCUAUAUUCCUUACUAAACGAGUAUGAGGAGAACUCGGUUUCAAAAAAGAACCCCCACAGGGACUUUUAUAACGUCCGUAAAGUGGACACUCACGUUCACCAUUCCGCCUGUAUGAACCAGAAGCAUCUCCUGCGGUUCAUCAAAUACAAACUGAGGCACUCAGGCGACGAGAAAGUCAUUCAUAGAGACAACAAGGUGCUAACCUUGGAUGAGGUUUUCAAAUCUUUAAACUUGUCCGGAUAUGACUUGUCAAUUGACACCUUAGACAUGCAUGCACACAAGGACACCUUCCACAGAUUUGACAAAUUCAACCUCAAAUACAACCCAAUUGGGGAAUCCCGUUUGAGAGAGAUUUUUUUAAAGACUGACAACUAUAUUAAUGGUACCUACUUGGCUGAAAUAACCAGACAGGUAUUGUCAGACUUAGAAAACUCUAAAUACCAAAAUUGCGAGUACAGAAUUUCAAUCUAUGGCCGCUCAAUUGACGAGUGGGACAAGCUUGCGUCAUGGGUAAUUGACAAUAAGGUCAUUUCUCACAACGUGAGAUGGCUCAUCCAAGUCCCAAGAUUGUAUGAUAUUUACAAGAAAACUGAUACUGUAAAGAGCUUCAACGACAUUAUCAGAAAUCUAUUUUUACCCUUGUUUGAGGUCACAAAGAAUCCGCAGUCCCAUCCUAAGUUACAUGUGUUUUUGCAAAGGGUCAUUGGAUUUGACUCUGUCGACGAUGAGUCGAAGGUUGACCGCCGGUUCCAUCAAAAAUACCCCAAGCCUUCUCUAUGGGAUUCCCCCCAAAACCCGCCAUAUUCCUAUUACUUGUAUUACUUGUACUCAAGUAUGACAUCCCUCAACCAAUGGCGAGCUAAGCGUGGCUUUAAUACUUUUGUGCUCAGACCUCAUUGCGGUGAAGCAGGCGAUCCUGAACAUUUGAUUUCCGCUUACUUGUUGGCUCAAGGAAUUUCUCAUGGUAUCUUGUUGAGAAAAGUUCCAUUUGUGCAGUACCUAUAUUACUUGGACCAGGUUGGUAUUGCGAUGUCCCCGCUAUCAAACAAUGCCCUUUUCUUGACUUAUGACAAAAAUCCGUUGCCCUUCUACUUUAAAAGAGGGCUCAAUGUUUCCUUGUCCACUGACGAUCCAUUGCAAUUCUCGUAUACAAGAGAGCCUUUGAUCGAAGAGUACUCCGUGGCGGCUCAAAUCUACAAAUUGUCUAACGUCGAUAUGUGCGAGUUAGCGCGUAAUUCGGUGUUGCAGAGUGGCUGGGAAUCGAAAAUCAAGAGACACUGGAUUGGUAAAAACUUCUUAACUGAGGGGAUCGACGGAAACGACGUCGAAAAAACCAAUGUACCAGACAUUAGAAUCAACUACCGUCAUGAGACGUUGUCUACGGAACUAGAGCUUAUUGAACACUACGCCCGCUUCAAAGUGAAGGAAGGGGAAUCCACAGAAUAA